UUUCCGGUUCGCUAGAACGCGAAGCAUGCGAACAGCGAGCUAAAACAUCGCAGCGCAGCUACCGCGUCACGCCGGUGAUUUUGCUUUUCACACCGGUCUGUGCGAAGGAGUAAAGAUUCGCCCGUUGAGAUUGUAGAGCGAGAAUCGCGCUCUUUUGGCCGCGAAGAUGGCGACGCCUCCAGAAGACCAGGAGCUGAGGAAUGUCAUCGACAAGCUGGCGCAGUUUGUGGCCCGCAAUGGGCCUGAGUUCGAGAAGAUGACCAUGGACAAGCAGAAGGAAAACCCAAAGUUCUCUUUCCUCUUUGGCGGCGAUUUUUUUGCCUACUACAAGUAUAAACUGGCCAUUGAACAGCAGCAGUUGCUCUGCAAACAGCCUGGACAGGAUGGCCCCGAUGCCCCGCCUCCAAUGGCCCCACUUGCUCCGCCCCCUGUCCCUCCCCCUCCUCUGGCCACACCCUCGGUGGACGAACUCAUCCAGCAGAGCCAGUGGAACCUGCAGCAGCAGGAGCAGCACCUCCAGAACCUGAGACAGGAGCAAGUGACUGCCGCCAUCGCCCUCGCUCUGGAGCAGCAGACGCAGAAGCUGCAGCUGGAGACGCAGCUGGACAUGGCUGAGUUCGACAGUCUGCUGCAGCCCAUCAUCGACACCUGCACCAAGGACGCCAUCUCGGCAGGGAAGAACUGGAUGUUCAGCAACGCCAAGUCAUCGCAGCACUGCGAGCUGAUGGCAGCACACCUCCGCAACCGCGUUACGGCCAGCGCGGCUGACUUCCAGCUGCGGCUGCACCUCAUUUACCUGAUCAACGAUGUGCUGCACCACUGCCAGAGGAAGCAGCAGAGGGACCUGCUGGCAGCACUCCAGAAGGUGGUUGUGCCCAUCUACUGCACCAGCUUCCUGGCUGUGGAGGAGGACAAGCAGCAGAAGAUUGCACGGCUGCUGCAGCUCUGGGAAAAGAAUGGCUACUUUGAUGAGACCACAAUCCAGCAGCUACAAAGUCCUGCCCUGGGCCUGGGCCAAUACCAGGCCUCGCUCAUCACAGAGUUUGCGGCCGUGGUGCAGCCUGUGCAGACAGCCUUUCAGCAGCAGAUCCAGGCCCUGCAGGCACAGCACCAGGAGCUGGUGAUCAGCCUCAGGCAGCAGCAGUCUGCUCCGGCCACGGUGCCUGUGUCGGCUGCGCAGUCGACCCCAGGGGAGAGGGAGGGGCCUGUUCCAACCACUCAGCAUGGUGAGGUCAAAGGUGACUAUGAGGUGAACCGGAACCCCAUGUCUGCUGCAGCACCCCCCCGUGACCCUAGCGACCCCAUCCCGCCCCCCAAGCCCGGCUGGUUUGACCCCCAGCGCAACCUGUCGGCGUGGCCUCAGCAGCAGCCACCCCCCUUUGACCCCACUCACCCUCCACCGCCCUGCCCCCCCUGGGGGUCUCAUGAGGCUCCGUGGAAUGAGCAGCGGAACCCCAACUGGGGUGGCCAGCGUGACAACGCCCCCUGGGGCAGCCAGCGUGAAGGCAGCCAGCGUGAAAACGCCCCCUGGAGUGAGCAACGCGAGAACGCCCCCUGGAGCGAACAGAGGGAGAACGCACCCUGGGCUGGGCAGCCCGAGCCGCCGCCGCCUGCCUGGAGUGGCCAACGCGAGGCUCCGUGGAGCGGUCAGCCUGAGCGCCCCCCCUGGGGCCAGAGGGAGCCUCCGUUCAGGAUGCAGAGACCCCCACCGUUCCGAGGCCCACCCCCACCAUUCAACCAGCCUCCACCUCCACAUGAUUUUGGCCGUUUCCCGCCACGCUUCAUGCAGGAAGACCUCCCCCCGCGUCACCACUUUGAGCCGCCGCCGUACCCGCCCCCCGGGUUCGAGUACCCACAGGGAGACUACCCAGCAGAUCUGGGGCCCCCACCACAUCCCCCGCCCAGCCACAGGAUCCCCCCGCCAGGAAUAUCGGAACCCCCUCCCUGGGGGGGGUCGCAGCAUCCCGACUUUGGCCCUCCACCCCGUGGCUUUAAUGGCCAGGCCCCCCACAGCCGACGGCAGGCCCCCUCCCACGUGAGUCAGGACGACCCGAGCCUGGUGCCCAACGUGCCGUACUUCGACCUGCCGGCCGGCCUCAUGGCGCCUCUUAUCAAGCUCGAAGACCAUGACUACAAGGCCCUGGACCCCAAGGACAUCCGUCUGCCACCCCCCAUGCCCCCUAGUGAAAGACUACUAGCUGCUGUGGAGGCCUUUUACAGCCCACCAUCUCACGAGCGACCCAGGAACAGCGAGGGCUGGGAACAGAAUGGCCUCUACGAGUUCUUCAGGGCCAAGAUGCGAGCGAGGAAGAAGAAGGCACAAGAAGAGCAGAGCAGCCGCUCCCGCAGCCGGGGCAGGUCAUCCUCCCGCUCCUCGUCCAGGUCCAAGUCUCGCUCGAGGUCCCGCUCGCGCUCCUACUCCCGCUCCAGGUCCAGGAGUGGCUCUCGGUCAUCACGUUCCCGUUCGCAUUCCCGCUCCCGAUCUCGCUCCCGCUCCCGCUCCCGCUCGAGGUCCGGCUCCCCCAGCCGGAGACGCCAGCGCCGGUCUCGCACUUCUUCUCCACCGUCCACAUCUGGCCUCAGUGGCGCUCAAGACCAGAGGCUGGGUGAGGAGAACAAGGGCCACCGGAUGCUGAGGAAGAUGGGGUGGAGCGGUUCUGGAGGGCUGGGGGCCAAAGAGCAAGGGAUCCGGGACCCGGUGAAGGAGGGUGACGUGCGAGACAAGUGGGACCAGUACAAGGGCGUUGGGGUGUCGCUGGACGACCCAUAUGAGAACUACCGCCGCAACAAGAGCCACACUUUCAUCGCCCGCAUGAUGGCCAGGGAGGACGUGAAUCGAGAGCCGCCGCAGCCCUCGGCCCCCAAGUGACGACGAGGAGCCCUCUCGACCACCUUGGAGAAGCUGACAUCUUGCCUUCAAAGUUUGGAUUGUCUUCUCAGAGAAAUCAGUGUCAGGCCCUGCAUCCAUACUAGUCACCAUGUACAGUUUUGUUAUUUUGUAUUUUGUCUUUUUAAAAGGAAAAUAGGUUGGAGGAAUGAGAUUAAAAUUAAGAUCUUGCAUUCAUUCUGUAAACUCCAUCCCACAGUC
Messenger RNA from Scleropages formosus (Asian bonytongue), 3088 nucleotides. RefSeq names its product calcium homeostasis endoplasmic reticulum protein (gene cherp). The record is from RefSeq and is a predicted model, not a curated record. Lineage: Eukaryota; Metazoa; Chordata; Actinopteri; Osteoglossiformes; Osteoglossidae. The transcript has 18 exons. Gene Ontology annotation, molecular function: RNA binding. Gene Ontology annotation, biological process: RNA processing; intracellular calcium ion homeostasis. Gene Ontology annotation, cellular component: perinuclear region of cytoplasm. Bases 167 to 2869 code for a protein of 900 amino acids.